AUGGAGAAUACACCAUUCCUCAUUGCCAGGGAUUUGGACGAGUUGAGCCAUGUGAUGCAUCUGGUUCCUCGGAGUACCAACUGCGUGGCCUGCGACGAUUCUACCCAACUCGAAUGCCCAAAGUGUAGCGAUGGCGAGAGCUGCCAGUUUACCGUCCCUCUCGACUGUACACAAUGCGCGAAGUCGAUUUGCAUGCAAGACGAUACAUCCAGCUCCAGCUCAGGUAGCAGCGGUCCCAGUGUCGGCGGUAUCGUCGGCGGCGUUCUUGGUGGCCUUGUCGUUAUCGCCGUCGCCACCUAUCUGGUCUGGAGGUUCUGUAUCAAGCCGAAGAGAUCUCAGAUCCCUACGUCUAUCUACGUCCAGGAUAUGGACGCCGUGCAAGGCUCCGAGAAGGAUGCCGCUUCAAGGAGGACUCGCCCACCAUCCACACACACCGUCCACUCUAUCGCUUCUACUGUUCUUACCAGAGCAUCCAACAUCAUCCAGAUUGCCUACAUCCCUGGCGUCACAAACCGGGCGACCCCGAACUCUCCCAGCGUUCCCGUCCCUCCCGUCCCGCCGAUCCCCGUACAGCACACCGAGGGUCGAAGUCCCCUAGGAAACGACGAGCAGCACUUUUUCGUUCCGGGUGACCUUCGAGACUCGACUUACUCAGGCCUGUCUGGCUACUCUGACCGAACCUCUUACGCCCGCACCUCAUAUGCACCCCGAUCCAGUGUCGCGUCAACCAUCUACGGCAAGCAGGCACAAGUCCAGGUUCCCGCCCAAACCGGCAUGCGUGCCAAGCCUACUGUUGUCAGCGUUAAGUCCACUGGAAACAGCAGUUUGGAAGUCAACACACCUCCAGUCCCGACGAUUGAUUUCCAGAGGUUUGGCUCAGGACGACCCAAGAGCGGAGCCAGUGCGUUCAGCGUUGGCUCGACCUUCCUCAACAGCGCCAACACUGCUACGCAGGCUCGUGCCCAGGUUGUCAAGGUUGUAGGACUCAAGAAAAUCGAUAUUGCACCCAAGUCUGAUACCGACUCAUCAACAACACUCUCACUGCCAGCCCAAUCACGACCUACCACACCCGGCGGAAACCCGACUCGAGACUCUAGCGCCAUCACCAUCAUUGAUGACUCUCCGUCAGUCGACCAAGGUCCCUUUUCAGACCCUCCAGACCGGUCAACCCCACAGAAGUCGAGCACCACCCCCGGGCUGGGAGCAGUGAUGGAAGACUCUGCUGGCGAGACUGAUCGGAGUUCUGAGCGAGGCUCUUCCCAACGACGAGACAGCAGUCCGUUUGGUGAUCAACACGCGACCAAGGAGUAA
Messenger RNA from Ilyonectria robusta, 1311 nucleotides. RefSeq lists its product as uncharacterized. The coding region runs from base 1 to 1311 and encodes 436 amino acids. Lineage: Eukaryota; Fungi; Ascomycota; Sordariomycetes; Hypocreales; Nectriaceae. The transcript has 2 exons. The record is from RefSeq and is a predicted model, not a curated record.